Messenger RNA from Chara braunii, 1179 nucleotides. The record is from the annotation of a GenBank genome assembly. Lineage: Eukaryota; Viridiplantae; Streptophyta; Charophyceae; Charales; Characeae.
UCGAGUGUUCUUUUGUCAGAAACCGCCGCAGAUACAGAACCGCCUGCCUGCUUUCAUUGUUCUUCUCCUCCUGCUUGUUCAUCAUCUUCGUCUUCUCUAUCAUCAGCAUCAGCGUUGUUGUCGCUUGCGAAAGCGCCCAUCACCAACGCGUCUGUUGGCCAGAGCCAUCCUUAUCUUUCUCUAACAACAAUGUCGGUAACCGCUAUAGCAGCGAGAGCAAGACUGAGGAGGUGUUCCUUCUCAGCCCCCUCCCCCCCUUCUUCUCCAUCCUCAUCCUCGUUGUGCACCUCGCCCACGGAUCUUGCUCAAGCUAUGACUGUGACGGACCACCCGCCGCAGCUGCGCAGCGUGCAGAAGGUGGUCGCUUCGUCUGGUCUAGAGAAUGGGCGGGCUUUCUUGGACAGCAGCUCUCACCCCCCCACCCGAUCUCUGUGCUCUCGGCUCGCGCCUGCGGGAGCCGUAGAUCUCGCUGCUGUUGAUCAGACGGUGUCGAGCUUACAGGCCUUGCCCUUGCGCGGUCCAUCUUCAGCAACCUGCGCAACAACCUCCGCCGAUGGCGACCGCCAACCUUCUUCCGCCGAUGGAGAUCGUCGGCCAUCUUCUUGCGUUGUCGCGCAAUGCGAUGAUCCGAUCAACGGUCGGAAAUGCCCCAUGGUGGCUCCAUCCGAGGAAGAAGGCUGGCGAGUGAAGACAGCAAGAUCCACCAUGGACGCGCGAUUGGACGUCGCUCCUGCUCAGCCCCCUCUUUUGUCAUCAUCAAUCAAGCAGGUCAUGCGGGCUACGUGUCCACCCUUGGGAGGAGGUAAUCAAGUUGGCGAUCAUUUCGUCGAGGAGGGUGAAUACGUUGACCAAUCCGGUGAUACGAAGUACCUCGAUCGGGCGAAUGACUUCGCACUUGGCAAUCAGCCAAUUGGCAGCAUACAUGUCAUCGUAGGGCCGAUGUUCGCGGGGAAGACGACGGCGCUCUUGAAGCGAAUGGAGGAAGAGGCAAGCAAGGGAAGGUAUGGAAAAACACGAACAGUACACCCGAUAUCCUAUAUGCCAAGUGGUUCGUGUGGUCCACGGUACUUACCAUACUGUGUAAUUGGCGGGGUUCUGGCUCGGUGAUUAUCUGACAACACAGCGGGAAGACUUCGUAGACUGUGUUUUAUGGCUGUGACUAGUUUCUCAGACUCGUUC